Marasmius oreades (fairy-ring Marasmius) is the source of this 342-nucleotide messenger RNA. RefSeq lists its product as uncharacterized. The record is from RefSeq and is a predicted model, not a curated record. The transcript has 2 exons. Lineage: Eukaryota; Fungi; Basidiomycota; Agaricomycetes; Agaricales; Marasmiaceae. The coding region runs from base 1 to 342 and encodes 113 amino acids.
AUGUCCUCCCUUUGUUUUGUUCCGUACUUCACGUACGGUUCGACGAAUGGUGUAGGUGAGCUAGCUGCUAUGUCUAGCUUUGGAUUUCUCACGAAUACCUUGCUUAGCCUCGUGGAUACGUCCAACGCAUACACAAACCUGUUGUUUCCUACUCCCGCAAGUCACUCUGACACGUUUGGGAGUAUAGUUGCCUUCAUUCUCGCUCUGUGUCGAGAGCUUGAGAACAGACAUGGGCUGCAAUGGAGCCAUACGUCGAGUCGGAAAGUAUCUGAAAUAGAGCAAAUGUUGAACAAGAUUACCCCGUAUCUUCUGGCCAACUUAUGUGGGAUUCUGAGCGUCUGA